Molecule: messenger RNA, 1476 nt
Organism: Chrysemys picta bellii (western painted turtle)
Lineage: Eukaryota; Metazoa; Chordata; Testudines; Emydidae
Product: vitelline membrane outer layer protein 1-like
Source: RefSeq, a predicted model, not a curated record
CCGUGCCAGGAGCUGCACAUCUGCUGCUGGCUUCCUCCGCUCGCCUACCCAGCCAUGGACAGCUCCCUGCACGCCACGCUCGGCCUUCUGCUCGGCUGCUGCCUGUGGGGCGCAUGGGGCCAGACCAAGAUCCACGUUAGCAAUGGGGGGAUAUGGGGCACGUGGGGCGAGGAACAGUCCUGCCCCGGCAACAGCUUCGCCGUUGGGUUCUCCCUGAAGGUGGAGCUGCCCCAGCUCGCCGGGGACGACACGGCGCUGAACGGGAUCCGGCUGCUCUGCUCCGACGGCAGUACCAUCCAGUCCAACGUGGGGCCGUGGGGCUCGUGGGGCCCAGUGAAGAAAUGCCCCUCGGGGCAGCGGCUGACCCAGUUCCGGCUGCGGGUGGAGCCCUGCCGGGGCCUCAAGGACGACACGGCUGCCAACAACAUCGAGUUUGUCUGCACGGGCGGGGCGGAGCUGAGGGGGGACGGGCGGUGCUGGGGCAAGUGGGGCCCCCAAAGCCGUUCCUGCGGCCCGCGGGGCAUCUGCACCAUCGCCACCAAGGUGGAGGCCCCCCAGGGCAAAGGGGACGACACGGCCCUGAACGAUGUCUAUUUCAGAUGCUGCAGGCCUGAAACCCUGACCACCACCACAGCCCUGCCCCCUACCACCACAACCCAGUCCCCCACCUCAACGCAGCCCCCCACCUCCACAACCCAGACCCCCACCUCAACCGAGCCCCCCAUCACCUCAACGCAGCCCCCCACCUCCACUACUGAGGAAAUGGGCUCCGGGAUGUGGUUGUAGUAACUGGGACUGGAUCAAUCAUUGUUUCAACCGAGGUGCUGUAGUGGCACCAAAUCUUGUAUAAAGGGGGUCAAAUAAGGUGUCUAGGACAAGGUUCUGGGUUGCUGGUUAUGAUUAUGCUGGCUGGGUGCAUGUGUCAUUCAAGUUAUAAGUAUCGGCUCUGUCCUGUCUGUAUUUCACACUUGGGCUCUGCUUCUGGGUGACACCCCAGACAAGCUGGUGUCAGCGCUGCCUAGCCUGCUUGAUGGCCCAUUAAGGACCAUCAGCUACAACUGACCCACUGAGAGACGGCAAAUACGCCUUGUGACUCAGCAAGGCAGGGACCUGCCUAUGGACCAAACUCUGAGGUUUUUCUGUGGUGCCAUGUGCUGGGCGGCUUGUCUUUGGGACAAAGGAAGCAGAGACACAGGGCAAGAGACUAUAACAGGCAGCUGCAGCUCCUCCAUCUGGUCUUCAAUCCUGCUUCUCACCUCUGGAGGGACUUUGCUACAAACGGAAGCUCUGAACAAAGGACUGAGGACCCGUCCCAGCUGGGGAUGUGCCAGAGACUUGAUUUGAACCUGCAGUUUAUUCUAUCACUGCUACAAGCCUGAACCAAGAACUUUGCCGUCACUGUACGUAACUGAUUCCAUGUGACCAGUUCUAGCUCUCAGCGAUAUCUUUUCCCUUUUAUGAAUAAACCUUUUGAUU